UAUCACACAGUCUUCAGACAGAGUUGAACUCGGAUCGCCAUCAUCCUCGUCGUCGUAGCUUGCCGCCGGUCUCGUCGUCAACUCUGUCUGAAUGUUGUCGUCCCACAUUUUAAGUUUUAAUUAGUUUAUUGCAAACUUUUACUCCUAUACUUUUUUUUUUCUCCCGGGCGUGUGUUGUUCAGAAAAUCUUAUCGUGUUGAGUGUCAAGCUAUAGAAUCUGUUAUCUGUGUACCUUAUUUGUGAUAUCAUAACCAACCACAAAGAAAUAGUUUAUAAUAAUCAAUCAAUUUUGUUGCCUAAUAAUAAUCAUUUAACAUAAACGCGACUAAAUGAAACUGUGAAACGAGAGCCGAUUACAUAAGCACGAACAGCACGGCGAAAUGGAUUACGUAACUCUUGUGUGGCAUGCACUGUGAAUGAAUAAGUAACCACCCACUGGCUGAGACACAGCCUCUUCGAACGAGCCAAUACAGCGGAAAAUCAAAAUUAGAUGGCGGCCAAGUGAAAAUCCCCCUCUUUAGCCGAAAGUUAAGUCGUCAAAUUAUUGCUGGCCUCACAGAAAUUAACCGCCAGCCGAUUCGCCACGCCCAUUGGCACGGUAAGCCGCCGUGAAGUAGGCAAAGCAAAGUACGAGAAUAUUUAUGCGCACAAGUGAUAACCACGGCACGGUCAACGAAGCAAAACAUUUGCUGCGCUAGGAAAGGGACGACACGGCACGGGCACGGGCACCACAGUGAGCCAAGUGGGAGAUCCAUAACCGGAGUCAGAACAGGAGUCGGAGGAGUUAGGAGGUUUCGGCCACUGCCACAGCAUCACCAUGAAGGGCUUGACGGCGUUUAAGGAGAAGGCGACGGGCGUGUUUGGCGGCCUCAAGCCGAACAUGGAGAAGUUCGAGAUAUCUCAGAGCUACCACACCGGCCACGGCGGCUACGAGGAGAUGGAGGGCGGGGAGCGCGAGGGCCACGGACCCGGCGGCGGCCACGCCUACGACGACGACGACGACCGGCCCGACUCGCCCGCCUCCUUCGAGGAGAUAGAGCGUCCGCCGCUCCGGAAGAUCGACAAGUACUGCAAGGCGGAGUGCCCAUGCAUGCCGGCCCGCUACACCAUCGCCACCAUGGCCUGUGUGGGCUUCAUGAUCGCCUUCGGCAUGCGCUGCAAUAUGUCCGCGGCCAAGCUAAAGGGCGAGCACAACGGGACGGUUUUUAUGAACUGGACGGUUGCCGUGGAGAGCCAUGUGGACUCGUCCUUCUUCUGGGGCUAUCUCAUAACUCAGAUUCCCGGUGGCUUCAUUGCAUCCAAGUUCCCGGCCAACAAGAUAUUCGGCCUCUCCAUCGUCAGCUCGGCAACGCUGCAUCUGUUCGUGCCCUUUGCCAUGACGCUGAUGCACGGCCAUGUGGUGAUUUGUGUGCGCGUGCUGCAAGGACUCUUCGAGGGCGUAACGUAUCCGGCCUGCCACGGCAUCUGGCGCUUCUGGGCGCCGCCCAUGGAACGCUCCCGUCUGGCCACCCUUGCCUUUUCGGGCUCGUAUGCCGGCGUCGUGGUGGGGCUGCCCCUGUCUGGGCUGCUGGCCGAUACCGUGGGAUAUCAGGCGCCGUUCUAUGCCUACGGCGUGUUUGGCAUCAUUUGGUAUAUGUUCUGGAUUUGGCUGUGCUUUGAGAACCCGCGAAAGCAUCCGGCCAUCAGCAUUCCCGAGCUGAAGUACAUCGAAAAGUCUCUGGGAGAGUCGCUGCAUCCGACGAUGCCAUCGCUAAAGACGACGCCUUGGCGGCAAAUGUUGCGGUCGAUGCCGGUCUAUGCCAUUAUAGUGGCCAACUUCUGCCGAUCCUGGAACUUCUAUCUGCUGGUCCUGUUCCAAUCUUCGUUCCUCAAGCACAAGUUCGGCUUCAAGGUGGAGGAGGCUGGCUUUGUGGGCUCCCUGCCACAUCUGAUCAUGACCACGAUUGUGCCAUUUGGCGGUAUGUUGGCUGAUCAUCUGCGAAAGAAUGGCAUCCUGUCCACCACGAAUGUGAGAAAGCUGUUCAACUGCGGUGGGUUUGGAAUGGAGGGUCUGUUCUUCCUAUUCGUGGCACAUUCCUCAACGGCGACAGGAGCCAUGUUUGCUUUGACUUGUGGCGUGGCCUUCAGUGGGUUUGCCAUAUCUGGCUAUAAUGUCAAUCACUUGGAUAUUGCUCCACGCUACGCGAGUAUCCUAAUGGGUCUCUCGAACGGCAUUGGCACGCUGGCAGGCAUCAUAGUGCCCUACGCACUGGAUGGGCUUAUACAGGCUAAUCCCACUGGUUGCUGGACCACUGUGUUCACCCUGGCCGCCUGUGUUCAUCUGGUUGGCUGCACUUUCUACGGCAUCUUUGCCUCUGGAGAGCUGCAGCCCUGGGCCGAGCCGCCGCCCGAGGAGCAGCAGGUUUGGGCACCACCGGCGGGAGCCAUCACCAACACGGAUCCCAGCCAGGCCGGCAUGCUGGGCAACUACAUGAAGGAGACAGCAUUCGGUGCGCCCGAGUACAAUGAGCAGAGCCAAAUGCAGCAAUCAGGUGCCAUUAGCUAUGGCGCCACCGGGCACGUGGCCAACAAUCCAUUUGCCAUGGCCGCCAGCGCACCCAUUGCCGAGGAGCCCGCCCCGCCACCGUACGACGACGUGGCCUACAACUACGACUACACGCAAGGGCAACCCCAGCCAGGGCAGGCAGGACAGCCAGGACAGCCGACCUACGACCCGCAGUCCUACCAGCAGCAAUAAAGGAAUCACUUUAGUCACUGAUAUAUAUCAUAGCUUUUAGUUGUAGUUGGAAAUUGUUUAGCGUUUAUCGUUUGUUCUUGGUGUGUCGUUAAAGUUAUUCCAUCACUCUAUAUGUUGGGUUUUAUUCGAAGAACUGGGGUCGCUAGUCACACACACACAGACAUAUGUAGUUAUAAAUAUCGAGAUCGUACAGCUGAGUAAAAUACUAUAGAGGAAACAUGUUCAAACGAAUUUUCAGCAGAGGAAUGUCACAAGCCACGAGCCACACUAACACAAUGAAACUAUGUACCUAACAGAGAAACUACAUAUGCACACAUAGCAAAAUACAGUAACACAUAGACACUGGAAGGCGCACUCGAUCUGUAGCAUCUAUCAUCUAACGUUACUCUUAAGGCACCAUCGCUUCCGCGAAUUUCUAUUUACAAGCUCCAAUCAAAAACACAAGGCAUAAGGGAAAUAGAGGGACAAGAGGAGGGACAUUUGUGUAUAUCAUAAACUACAUAAUCCAGACAUGCACCACGUCUCAAAGAAUAUUUAAAAUAUAUGUAAACCGAUAUAAUAUAUACAUAUAUAUGUGGAUAUACAUAUCUACAUGUAUAUGUGUGUAUUAUUGACAUUAUUACCACACAUAAUUAUAGCUACAAAUUGUUGUUAACUAUGCAAAUAUGAAAACUGCAAGUUUUAUUACCGUUGAAGAUAUUAUAUCUGUGCAAAGAUCAGUCCCACGGGGCGACAGCAUCUAAGCAUGGGACAAUUUUAAUCUUUAAAAGCUAAGCAAUUGUUGAUGUUCGGCACGAAUGAUAACCAUAAAAUGACAUACACUAACUAAUUCAAUAUUCGUAUACAUAUAUAUGGUUAUGAUUAUUGUUUGUUUGACUUAUUGUGUUUGAACAACACGAGCAAGGCACGAUGUAGGUACUAAAAUAUAUAUUUUAGCCACAUAAGUAGAUAGCAGUAGGCGCAAUUAACCUCAGACUUGGUCUUCAUAUACUCGUCACACACUAACACAGACUAUGGGUCGAUUUCUUGUCUUCUAAACACAUUUAUUAUUUAUUCAAUUUCAGCCGAAUACAGAAGAUUUUCAUUUUAAAAUUGUCACUAAACCUUAUGGCUGCCUUGUUAUUGUUUCUCUUUUAAUUUUCUUACAAUAUACAUAACCUAUUUACGUCCUUCAAUAAUUUAUAUUUAUUUUAUUUAUUUGCAGAAAUCGGCUCUAAAACUGAUAGAAUAAUUAUAAAAUAUUUAAGAGUUUAUUUGGGCUUUAUUCUCAGAGAAUCAUUCUCAAUAAAUAUGCUUGUAUUUUUGACUGCUGAAAUUAAAGUCCACAUAAAGACUAUCAGAACUAAUAUUUAACCAAUUUAUAUUGUAAAUAUAUUUUAUUUUCCAUACAAAAAAGCGCACAACACUCUAUUUACAAUUAACUUUAAAAAUGCACCAUUUAAUUUUUAUCGUCUUUGUUUUCGUUUUGGUUUGCACUAUUAACAAAUGCACACUUUCAUUUUAGCGCACAAAUUUGAAUUGCAAAUGGCACCUUUUUAAUAUAUUUUAUUUAGGUUUCUUAUGCACCAGCAUUAAUUUAUUGAUUAAACCUAAAAUUUGAUUAAGAUGCACUCAUUUUUUAAGCACUACUAUCUAGUCGAUUGUGCAAUACUUUAACAACAAAUGUAUCUAGGAAUAAGUAUUGAAAUAUAUAUAACUAUAUUUAAAUGUAAUUUAAUCGAUUUAUUCACAAUUAAAACACUAUGUAAUAAAUAUGUGAACAUUUUCUAACUAAAAGAGUCAAUUCUUAUACCGUAAUUUGUACAGCGCAGCGAAUAUAAAUAUAUAAACGUAUGUAAUCAAACAAGUUUAAACUAUAUAAGUAGUACGUAAUUAUGGAAUUUUUAAAUCUAACAUGCGGAAUAAUACUUCGUGUUUGAUCCAUGAAAAUAACAACCAAAACUGCUUGUGAAAGUGACAAUACCUAGUGAAGUAAGCUUAGUAUAUAGUUCAUUAGCAAUUAUUUAAAAUGGAUUUCUAUUUGUUUACCUUCUGUUUGUAUUUGGGCACAAAUUUUGAAUGCUUCUCAAAAUGUUGGCCCCUUGGGCAUAUGUGUAAUAUUAGAAUAAUUGCUAAACCAUUGUGUACAUAAAAGCAUAGCGAAAUGCAACUAGCGUAGUUAUCUUAAAUCCGUAUGUGUGUCUUCUUAAAUCGAGUUUUCGUCAUAGGAGAGAUGAACACUGACGAGGCUCUCACCAGUCAUGUGCUCAUCUAAACGCACUAAGUUCUUUAUGAUCUCUUUUUCUGUUUGAGAGAUACUCAAGCUCUCGGGGCUGUGUGGACAAUAAUAAAACCAAAUAUGUUAGCCGGAAAGCCACAUAUGAAAAUACUUAAUCACAUCAUUUGACAUGACCGUUUGUAUAUAAUCUAACCUAACAUACAUAUGUAUCAAAUUAGCUAAUAAAUGUUUCUGUGAGUCAUUUAUCUAAGUGUAUAUAAUGCCAAAUUAAGAAAAUAAUAGCAUAAUAACCAAAUAGAAAAAAACGAGCACUACUUAAUGUAAUAAUGGUAACUAUAGCUACAUUAUGCCGGAACCGGCUACGUACUAUUUUAACUCCUAGCCGAACAUUAAUGUUGUAUGUGAAAGCAGCCCUAAGAAACGCUAAGCAGCCAUAUAAAUAAACCAUACACUUUCAUCGGAAGAGAACAAAUAUAGACCGACAAAUACCAUAAGUAUAUUCCACACAAGAUAUAUAGAUAUUAUCCAUACUAUAAAUGUAAAAAAGGAACUGCGGCCAGCCGGAGCUCACAUUAUUUCAACGAAAAGUUUCAUGCUAAAAAAUACGAAGAUGGGAUGGCCAAUCAAUACUUGGAACUGUGUACAUACAUAUAUAUAAAACAAAAUCAAACAAUGUAUUCUUUAUGUUUAUUGAGCGUUCUGUAUGCAAAUUGCUAAAAAUUAAAUCAAAGUCAAAUAUUUAAAAAAAACGAAUGGAGAUCCCUUUUCUGGCAACACCCGCCCAUGUUGUAUAAUUUGUAUGGUCGAUAAACCAAGUUAAUAUACAUAUAUAUACUUAUAUACGUACAUAUAUACAUCGAUGUAUGCUCAUAACAGAAGAACAAAUCCUUAAUAAUAAUCAUAACAUGCAACUCAAAAGAUUCCGAAAGACUCAAGCUCAAUACAAGAAGAUUUUUCAUUUAACAUCCAGCUUCA
Messenger RNA from Drosophila subobscura, 5930 nucleotides. It is a transcript of the gene VGlut, whose product is annotated as vesicular glutamate transporter 1. The transcript is spliced from 9 exons. Gene Ontology annotation, molecular function: neurotransmitter transmembrane transporter activity; L-glutamate transmembrane transporter activity. The record is from RefSeq and is a predicted model, not a curated record. Gene Ontology annotation, cellular component: excitatory synapse; synaptic vesicle membrane. Gene Ontology annotation, biological process: synaptic transmission, glutamatergic; monoatomic anion transport; regulation of synapse structure or activity. Lineage: Eukaryota; Metazoa; Arthropoda; Insecta; Diptera; Drosophilidae. The coding region runs from base 818 to 2737 and encodes 639 amino acids.